This is a messenger RNA of Fusarium pseudograminearum CS3096, 927 nucleotides long. RefSeq lists its product as uncharacterized. NCBI's taxonomy places the organism in Eukaryota, Fungi, Ascomycota, Sordariomycetes, Hypocreales, Nectriaceae. The record is from RefSeq and is a predicted model, not a curated record. Bases 1 to 927 code for a protein of 308 amino acids. The transcript has a single exon.
AUGCGUAUUUCUCUUCUUCAGUCUCUGGUGCUGGCUCAGCUCUUCAGCUUCGGCCUUGCCCAGGCACAGACGCCCGAUUCUACAGAGCCAGCAACCACCGCUGAGAGCAUCUCAAUUGCUCCGACUUCGACACCAGUUGCUGAUGACAACGGCGGUGACUCAACUGAGACAGGAUCUGGAGGGGGAGGAUCAUCAACGAGAUACAACUCAUCUCAAGGUCCUCCAGAUGUCCAUCUCAAGGUUCCUGAGCUCUCUGUCGGCCGCAUUGAGCUCGAUGUCGACAAUCUGCACGCAGACAUCAACCUCAACGCAGACAUUGCCAAGCUUGUUCAGCUCAAUGCAGGUAUCCAAAUUGGAAUUGAAAAGGUCAACAUCACCAUUGCCGACGUCGAGGCAGAGCUUGAGCUUGUCGUCAGACUAGGCCAUCUGGUUGAGAUUGUUAACCGCACUCUUGCCUCACUCGACCUCAACCCCGCCCUCAUCAACCUUCUGGACUCAGUUGGCGAUAUCGUCGAAGGUGUUAUCGGUGUUGUAGACGGUCUCCUUGGAUCCAUCACUCAAGGCGACACAAAGCUCAACUUCCUUAUCGACAACCUCGGCAACAUUGUUCAGCAGGUCACCAAGGCUGGUGGCGAUGCUGUCAACUCCAUCGUCGGCGACUACAAGCAAAACAUGACCUUUACAGGCGAGGAGAAGACACUGUCAAAUGGACUUGUUCAAAAGACGUACGAGUACUCAGAACUGAGCGCUUUAGUCAACAUCGUCUUCAACAAGGCAGGUCAGAUUGUACAAGCCAUGGUUGUCAAGGGAGGUGGUUCUGGCGGCGGUGGUGGUUCUCAGCCCAGCGGUUCUGGCACCGCAUCACCAACAGCAUCAGCUACUGGAACAUCUGCUGCUGGCGAGGCAACGACCGCUUCAGCCACCUAA